AUAAAACUACGCUCGAUGUCUCUUGUACAUACACAACAGAACACAUUCAUACCACAAAGCAUACAGCUUGCUAAUUAUAUUCUUGCCCUUUGUGAAUUCCGCAUCUUUCCAUUUCUCUCUCCCUCUCCCUCCCUCAGCCGGAUAGAUUACAACGAUUUUUCAGUCCUUUUUUACAAUGUUGAAAUGUAGUAGGGACGAGGACUUACAAAUUCAGAUUUAGCUCAGUUGAACGUAAGAAGUGACGUGCAUUUGCACCCCCCCCCCCCCCCCCUUUUUUUUUCUGCUGUAACCCAUGAAUCAAUAGCAUCCACUUGAAAAAUCUCCAUCGCACACCCAUCGAUGUCGGCGAUCUACAGUCCAUCUCGGAGCCCAGCUAGCUCCAGGUUGCCUUUGGGCGGAGGCGGCGGUGGCGCAUCCAGAUUGAGAUCUUCUUCGCUUAAGAAACCACCUGAGCCACUUCGCAGAGCUGUCGCUGAUUGUCUAUCUUCUUCCUCCUCCUCCUCUUCUUCUUCUUCUUCUUCUUCUUCUUGUUCUUCUUCUUGUUCUUCUUCUCCUGCUCACCAUGGAAUUUCCUCUGCCACUGCCUCCGAAGCUUCAAGAACUCUUCGGGAAUAUUUGGCAGCAUAUCCAACAACUGACUUGGCUUAUGGUGUUAUUUUGGAUCAUACACUAGCAGAGCGCGAGCGCAGCCCAGCUGUUGUAGCAAAAUGUGUGGCGCUUUUGAAACGGUAUCUUCUAAGAUAUAAACCCAGGGAGGAGACAUUGGUUCAGAUUGACCGAUUUUGUGUAAGCAUCAUUGCUGAAUGUGAGAUGAGCCCCAACCGAAAAUUGGCUCCAUGGUCACGUUCUUUAAGCCAACAAAGUAGUGCAUCUACCUCAUCAAAUACUGUAUCACAUUUGCCUGUUUUGAGUUAUGCAUCAGGAGCACUUGUGAAGUCCUUAAAUUAUGUUCGUUCUCUAGUUGCACAAUAUAUCCCAAAGCGAUCAUUUCAACCAGCGGCUUUUGCUGGAGCACCUACUGCAUCAAGACAAGCACUUCCCACACUGUCAUCUUUAUUGAGCAAAUCCUUCAAUUCCCAACUUAGCCCUGCAAAUGGUAAAGAACUAUUGGAGAAUAAAGAUGUCUCUGUUGUUUCAUCUUCAGGCUCACCUAUAGCUAAAAAAAUUAGUAGAAUGGAAGAUCAUGAAUUCACUGCUUUUGAUGUUUUCAAGUGGCGUUGGUGCGAAGAUCAACAAUUGUCACCAUGUCUAUCCAAAAGUGACCAUCUUUUGAAUCCCAAAGAUGUGAGUGCUCAUAAUUUCCUCGAAGUAGGCGCAGCAGCUCUUCUUGUUGGUGACAUGGAAGCUAAAAUGAAGGGUGAGCCUUGGAAAAUCUUUGGGAGUUCAGAGAUGCCUUAUCUAGAUCAACUUUUGCAGCCUUCACUGCUCACGACUGUCACCAAUUCUGCGUCUGCUCGUGCCCACCUAAGAGCAAUAACAGCUCUAAAACGUUCUAAACCAGGGCCACAUCAAAUAUGGGAGGAUUCCCCAGUGAGCACUUUCCGUCCCCGUGCAAAGCCUCUUUUUCAGUAUCGACACUACAGUGAACAACAGCCUCUGCGAUUGAAUCCGACCGAGGUCUAUGAAGUUAUUGCUGCAGCCUGCUCUGAAACUUCUGCUCCAAGUACUUAUCUGAUGACAGUUUCAUCUAAACUAAGUAACAACAGUGGAAAGCCAUCAAUGGACGUGGCUGUCAGCGUACUUGUCAAACUUGUAAUUGACAUGUAUGUUUUGGAUUCUAAGACUGCUGCUCCUCUCGCUCUGUCCAUGCUCGAGGAAAUGAUGAAUUCUACUCGUUUAGAAUCCAAGACUCGGGCCUUUGAUUUAAUUUUGAAUCUUGGAGUUCAUGCUCAUUUAUUGGAACCUCCAACAACAGAUGAUGCUUCAACAAUUGAAGAAGAGUAUUGUAAAGAAACUUUUUUGGACAAUGAAACUCAAUUUUCCUUGGAAGGAAAUAAGAAAUCAGAUUAUCUUAAGAAAGCUCGGAAUUCCUCAGCCAUUGAUAACUUUGAGUGUUGGAUUUUAGGCAUCCUUUACGAGAUCCUUCUUCAUCUUGUCCAGCUCUUGGGGAAAAUUGUCGAGAAUUUUGAGAUGCUUAUAAAGUCAUUUACACAUCUUGAUAAAGAAUUUGCUCAUAUGAGGCAGAUAACUAAAUCAUGCAAAUCUCUGGAAAGUAUUGAUGGAGCCUAUGGAAACAGUUUUGGCAUGAACGCGAAGCUCGCUUGGGCCACCUUACAUUCUCUUCUUCAUUCUGAAAGAACUCCGUGUCUUCACAAUGGUUAUCUAUGGUUGGGGGAUUUGAUCAUCACGGAGAUUGUUGAGGAAGGGGAUGCUAGUAUAUGGUCAAGCAUCAGAAGUUUGCAGGAGAAAAUUUCUCGAGCCAGUGUUAUCGACUAUUCACCUGAUUUAGAUGUCCCAUUAUCCAUAUGGCUCAUGUGUGGGCUAAUAAAAUCGAAAAAUAACCUCAUUAGAUGGGGCUUUUUAUAUGUUUUGGAGAGGCUUCUUAUGCGCUGCAAGUUCUUAUUAGAUGAAAGUGAAGUCCAACACGCAAUUAGUGGUGAAACGAUUGGAGAUCUGCAUAAUAAAAGUCGUCUCGAGAAAGCAAAUGCAGUCAUUGACAUCAUGAACAGUGCCUUGUCCCUGAUGGCCCAGAUAAAUGAAACCGACCGCAUGAAUAUAUUAAAGAUGUGUGAAAUUCUUUUUUCUCAACUGUGCCUAAAAGUCCUCCCUUCAACUGUUACAUCUAUGGAUGAUCCUACAACCUGCAUCAAAGAUGUUAGCUGGAAUAAGAAGCUUGGUCCAGGAGAAAGCUUACCUCGACAGGAGAGCUUUGGCUGGGAGGAACACAUUGAAGAUACUUACCACAAACUCAAAAGAAACAAGGCUCCUCCAAAACCCGAAACUGCAUCCAUGGCGGCGCUGCUUCUCCAUGGACAGGCCAUUGUUCCUAUGCAAUUGGUUGCACGUGUUCCUGCUGCUUUAUUUUAUUGGCCGCUAAUCCAACUUGCUGGUGCCGCGACUGAUAAUAUCGCAUUAGGUGUUUCUGUUGGAAGCAAAGGAAGAGGAAAUGUUCCUGGCUCCACCUCUGAUAUACGAGCCACUCUUCUCCUGCUUUUAAUUGGUAAAUGCACAGCAGAUCCUGCGGCUUUUAAAGAAGUUGGUGGGGAGGAAUUCUUUAGAGAGUUGUUGGAUGAUACAGACUCAAGAGUGGCAUAUUACUCUUCAAUGUUUCUUCUGAAGAGGAUGAUGACAGAGGAACCGGAAAACUACCAACGCAUGCUGCAUAACCUUGUUUCUAGAGCUCAGCAGAGUAACAAUGAAAAACUCCUGGAGAAUCCUUACCUUCAAAUGCGGGGGUUACUUCAUCUGUCAAAUGAAUGACAUACCAAAUGAUCCCUUGCUCUGCUUUAUGGAAUUGCUAUUUGAAGAAUCUUGAUGUUCGCUGCUUCUGACAAGCAUGGACCCCAAACUGUAGCGAAAAGUAUCGAAAAAUAUUCCAAGUUGUGAGCCCAAGCAGGAUUUUAUCAUGAAAUGGUUGAAAGUGUGCAUUGCUGUGGGUGUUUAACCAAAGAAUAGUACUCUCUGAAACCUGAUGCCAAGUUGCUGUACAGGGGUGGCUCGCUUAUUUACAGUUCAGCUGCUUCUCGUAUGUCAUCUCAUGGAGUUCCUCUGAAGUGCAAUGAUGGAAGUUCGUUUCCAUUAAUUUUAUUGGCAUUUUUUUCACGGAUGUGAUAAUCUUCCGAUGAUUUUUUUUCUGAAGCCGCUUGUUCAUCUAAUGAGUAAGGCAAGCCGAAUAGUCCAGAAUUAGCCAACACAUGGAAGCCUGAGGAUACACUUCGACCUUAUUGUUAGUGUCAGAUUGGGUUACCGCACAAUCUUCAGCAGGUACUGGUUCGAAUGAAUACCAACAGCAUCAGAACUUUUGUACAGGAUAACAUUAUCCAAUUGGCAUCCAUCUUUUUGUCUUAUUUGGGAAUGGUGCUUUAUGGAGUUCAUAAAUUCAUGUAGGUCUUCCAUGCUCCAUGGAUGACAAAUUUUAAAUCUGGAAGCCGCACGUAGGAGAAUCACAAGCUUGGACGGUUUUCAGGUUUACAAUGUUUUGUGACAUCAAACAUGACGGGGUAAAUAUUCUUAUUCUUUUAUUUUAUUUAUCGUAGAUUUGUACAUGUGUGCAAUUUUCUUUUUCCUUUCUGGGUCCUCAAAAGGAAAUAAUAGAUCCUUGGUGGGGAACCAUCUUUUUGAUAGAUGUAAAGAGAUGCUGACUGAACAUCCAUUUAACGUGUAAACUAUUAGAUAAUGCAAGUCCUUUAUUUGAUUUUUCCAUCAAACCAAAGUAAGGAAAAUUUUCGGAUGAGUUCAAAUAUAUUGGCAUGUUGCGAUGAUUCUCCA
Molecule: messenger RNA, 4428 nt
Organism: Capsicum annuum
Lineage: Eukaryota; Viridiplantae; Streptophyta; Magnoliopsida; Solanales; Solanaceae
Source: RefSeq, a predicted model, not a curated record